CCUGCCCAGAACUGGCAAAUAUUAACUUUGUUAAAGACUUUGUUUGGUGUAUUUCUUCAUCUCCCAGUGUGGGUUAACUAACAGUUUAGAGAAGAUGAGAUCAAGUCUAGCUAUUUUAUCCCUAUGGAUAUGCUUCAAUAUUGAUGUUACGACACAGACAGUCUGUCCUGAGCCCCCAAAAGUAGAAAAUGCUCAAGUUUCUCCUAACUUUGUUAAAACCAACUACAGCGGCGGGGAUAAAGUAGAGUACAGCUGUGAAAGUGGCUACGCCUCCCCCCGGAAAAUCGUCUAUGUGUGUACUGCAAACAAAUGGGAUAAAAUGCGUCCUGUAGAAUGUACACCCAAACGCUGUGAGCAGCCUACAGAUAUACAAAACGGCCAAUACAAAAUUCAGGGUGAUGGUAAGAGCUUUGUUGUAGGAACAACCAUCAAGUACACCUGCAACCCUGGUUACCAGAUGAUGAGUCGAAUUGAUACCAGAACGUGUCGGCCCGGCGGAUGGGACAAUACGUUACCCGAGUGUGAAGAGGUGUUCUGUGCACUAGACCUGCCCUCCGACAGUCGUAUUAAAGUGGAAGGUCUCCCUGAUUACGGCGAUUUUAUGAGACAUGGACACAGACUGCAAUUUUCAUGUGAAAAAGGGGACAUUUUAAGGGGACAUAAAGAAAUUAUCUGCCAGUCAAAUGGAGAUUGGAACCACCCAAUACCUAAAUGUGAAGAGAUGGCAUGUCUACUAAACAACACGGAAGACAUGAAAGUGGAGCGAAUUCAUAAUCAAGAGGGUUUGAUCAAGCCUGGACACCGGGUAAAAUUGUCAUGCCUUGUACCUGGUCUGAGUAUAAAAGGCCCGAAAGAACUCACCUGUCAGGGAGAUGGAGAAUGGAGCAGCCCCUUUCCGAAAUGUGAAGAGUCAACAUGUGUUGCAAACCUCACAAACAUGAUCGUAAAGGGACGCUCUGAUCAAGGGGUUGUUAUAUACAAACCUCAUGACAACUUAAUAGUUAGAUGCAUUCAUGGACCAGGGCUGAUUUUACAAGGAGAAAAUAAUAUCACCUGCCGGGAAGAUGGAGAAUGGAGCAGCCCAUUUCCUAAAUGCGUAGAGAACCCUGAUUGUGAGCCACCACCAAAUAUGAACCAUAUGAACGCAGAUACAUUACACAUUCUGGAUCAAAGAAAGACUGAAUACAAGUCAGGGGAGAAAGUUGAAUACACCUGCCUUGCUACAUACAGAAUGGAGGGUGAUCCCCACAUGACCUGUGUAAAAGGCAAAUGGCAAUGGAAAUUUAAAUGUAUAGAACCGUGUUACGCGUCUCAGCCGGAAAUGGAUAAAAGGAACAUACAACUGCAAAAAAGUGAAUUUGAAAGAAUGUACUGUCCACAUAUGGAUCACCUCACCUUUGUGUGUAAGAGUGGAAAAUAUCGAAAAAGAAACAGUGUUCAAUUUAGACAACAGUGUCAAUAUGGCAAAAUGACUCUGCCUGAGUGUGAAUUAAAUAACACUGGCUUGAAUUCAACUCAUAUCAGUAUCUCUGCUGGAAAACUGAAAAAGCUAAAAAUGAAAUACAGUAAAAUAUUCUUUCACCUGUUAAUGGUCAUUUUGAUGAUCAAGGCAAAUGCUGAAGAAGUCAUCUGUCAGGAGCAGGAACUCAGUAAUGUUCAAAUUUUAAUGGGACGUCCAGGGAUCAAUCCACCUUAUACAUCUGGACAUGUCUUAGUUUUCAAAUGCACUGAUGUCAACAUGAAGUUGUACGGUCAGCGGGCUAUUGAAUGCCAGUCAAAUGGAAACUGGGAUAACCCAUAUCCAAAAUGUCAAGAGGCAAAAUGUGCUGCAAACCUCACAAACAUGAUUGUAGAGGGACUCUACAAGCCUGGUGACAACUUAAAAGUUUCAUGCAUUCAGGGACGAAGGUUGAUUUUAAAAGGAGAACAUGUUAUCACCUGCCAGGAAGAUGGAGAAUGGAGCAGCCCAUUUCCUAAAUGCGUAGUAAAAACUGAGUGUGAUCCACCACCAAAUAUGAACCAUAUGAACGCUGAUACAGUACACAUCCUGAAUCAAAGAAAGACUGAAUACAAGUCAGGGGAGAAAGUUGAAUACACCUGCCUUGCUACAUACAGAAUGGAGGGUGAUCCCCACUUGACCUGUUUAGAAGGCAAAUGGCAAUGGGAAUUUAAAUGUAUAGAACCGUGUUAUGCAUCUGAGCCGGAAAUGGAUAAAAGGAACAUACAACUGAAAAAAAGUGAAUUUGAAAGAAUGUACGUUCCACAUUUGGAUCACCUCACCUUUGUGUGUAAGAGUGGAAAAUAUCGAAAAAGAAACAGUGUUGACUUUAGACAACAGUGUCUAUAUGGCAAGAUAACUUUGCCUGAGUUAUCUCUGCUGAGAAAACUGAAAAAGCUUAAAAUGAAAUUCAGUUUGAUCUUUCACCUAUUAAUGGUCAUUUUAAUGACCAAAACAAAUGCUGAAGAAGUCAUCUGUCAGGAGCAGGAACUCAAUAAUAUUCAGAUUUUAAUGGGGCAUCCCGGGAUCAGUCCACCUUAUACAUCUGGACAUGUCUUAGUUUUCAAAUGCACUGAUGUCAACAUGAAGUUGUACGGCCACCGGGCAAUUGAAUGCCAGUCAGAUGGAAACUGGGAAAACCCAUAUCCACAAUGUCAAGUGAUAAAAACUGAUUGUGAGCCACCACCAAAUAUGAACCAUAAGAACGCAGAUACAUUACACCUGCUGGAUCAAAGAAAGACUGAAUACAAGUCAGGGGAGAAAGUUGAAUACACCUGCCUUGCUACAUACACUAUGGAGGGUGAUCCCCACUUGACCUGUGCACAAGGCAAAUGGGAAGGACAUUUUACAUGUAUAGAACCGUGUUAUGCAUCUCAGCCGGAAAUGGAUAAAAGGAACAUACAACUGAGAAAAAGUGAAUUUGAAAGAAUGUACGUUCCACAUUUGGAUCACCUCACCUUUGUGUGUAAGAGUGGAAAAUAUCGAAAAAGAAACAGUGUUCACUUUAGACAACAGUGUCAAUAUGGCAAGAUGACUUUGCCUGAGUGUGAAUAAAAUAUAUUGAAGGAAAAAUAAAUGGCUAAAACUAAAAGACGAGUAGUUAUACGAGCAAGUUUGGUGGUACAAAAUAAAACGUAGCACUUUUCUAAGCGGAUUUAAAAGAGGAACUAUAUUUUAUGGCGUAAUAGCACUUUUGGGAGUACUUCGACUCGGCGCAGUAACACCCUCCCUCUCCCAUUAUGAGAGUGAGAAGGGGAGCGGACUUUUCAGGCGAGUCGAAGUACUCCCAAAAGUGCUAUUACGCCAUAAAAUAUAGUUCCUCUUUUAAAUCCGCUUAGAAAAGCGCUACGUUUUAUUUUGUACCACCAAGCUUGCUCGUACAACUACUCGUCUUAAAUAGGAAAAACGUUGAUGUGUUUGGUCACUUCUAACUUUAUCUCUAAAUGGUACCAUUGAAUGAAUGGGGCUAAGAUAAAUGCUAUCGAAGCGUCGCAGCGCGCUCCAGUGCUUACGUGCACGCACACAGAUGAUAGAGGGAUGUAUCAACAAUUCUUAGUUAAGGUAAUAACAUAUUUUAAUAUUGAAAAUGAGUAGACUAUUCCUUUAAAGGUUGAGUAGAGGAAUGAUAACAGCAAGAAAAAUAAUUGAUUAUUAAUAUGUGUUUAAUUAAAUUCUUCAUCUUUACCUAG
Messenger RNA from Misgurnus anguillicaudatus (oriental weatherfish), 3687 nucleotides. The record is from RefSeq and is a predicted model, not a curated record. Lineage: Eukaryota; Metazoa; Chordata; Actinopteri; Cypriniformes; Cobitidae.